UUCCACGACGUCAUAAUUAUUGUUCGACGCCAAAACGGUCAACACCGAACUGCUAGAUCAAAAUGCGGCACACACAAUUCCCCGUCUUUCGCGGCUCCCUAUUGCAUCGCAAGCGUCGGUCUUGGCUUCCUUGAUUGUACCUCAUACCAGCCAACAUGCUGUUCCGUUCGCGCAAGAAGAACGAUUGGGUUCCUGAUGUUGGAGGACCAGCAGCAGAUGGCAAACCUUUUGACUCGAACCCUGUACCUGUUGGUUUCUGGCACCCUUCCCUACGAAAAGUGCGGCAUCGCGUCUUCCGAGAAUGGAUUGUCACCACCGCGUUCCUCAUGGCUUUCAUUCUGGCUGUACUGUCGAUUUACUGGGGUGUCUUCUACGAGGUAGAAAACAGACUCGGCCAUUUACUCGUAUAUGUCGUUGACAUGGAUGGUGCCGCGCCGUACGAUGACAUUGGAAACGCUCCAUUUGUUGGACCUACAAUCACUCAACUGGUAGAGAAGCAACUUUCAUCUGGCAUGCCAACACUCGGCUGGGGGAUCCGCCCUGGAAGUGAAUUCAACAAUGAUAUUCUGGAGGUGCGCCAGGCGGUCUACAACUGGGAUGCUUGGGCUGCGAUCAUCAUCAAUCCCAAUGCUUCGGCGUUACUGUACCAGGCUGUCGCAACCGGAAACACAUCUUACGAUCCUCUUGGUGCGUGCCAACUGGUCUACCAGGACUCUCGAGACGACACGAACUGGUACGACUUCAUGCUGCCUCUUAUCAGCCAGUUCAUGACCCAGGCUACGAGCCAGGUCGGUCAACAGUGGGCGCGUAUGGCACUGCAAAACGCCAGCGACCCUGCGAUAUUGGCGAACAUUCAAUCCGCACCACAAGCCAUCAGCCCGGCAAUUGGCUUCUCCGAGUUCAACCUCCGACCCUUCUAUCCAUACACCGGCAUUCCCGCUGUAUCCAUCGGCCUGAUCUACCUAAUCAUCAUAUCAUUCUUCAGCUUCUCCUUCUACCUGCCAAUCCACAUGACCUACAUCAACCCAAAAGGACAUCCGCCGCUCAAAUUCUACCAAAUGAUAAUUUGGCGCUGGUUCGCCACAAUGGGCGCCUACUUCAUGCUCUCGCUCGCUUACUCGUUCGUCUCCCUGGCCUUCCAGAUAAACUUCACACAUACCAAUCCAAUCACGGGUGAAACACAGGUCACGGAUGUCGCCUACGGGAACCCAAUUUCGUACAGCCAUGGCACGUUUCUGGUGUACUGGAUGCUAAAUUUCUUCGGCAUGAUUGCGCUGGGGCUCGCGUGUGAGAACGUCGCAAUGGUGGUGGGGGCGCCGUGGAUGGGGCUGUUUUUGAUAUUUUGGGUGAUUACGAAUGUUUCGACGUCGUUCUACGAUAUCGAAAUUGCGCCUGCGUUCUACCGAUGGGGCUAUGCGUGGCCGCUGCAUUCGGUUGUCGAAGGUAGUCGCCAGAUCUUGUUUGGGUUACACUCGCGCAUUGCUCUUGAUUUUGGUAUCUUGAUUGCGUGGGGCGCGGUCAACACGGCGUUCUUCCCUAUCUGUUGUUGGGUUAUGAGGUGGAAGAAGCAGAAGGGAGUUACGGAGUAUUGGGAGAGCUAGAGUGUAAAAGAGCAUAUUUGACGGUAAUUCGGACGUAUAAUGAGAUAGCAGCGUAG
Didymella exigua CBS 183.55 is the source of this 1657-nucleotide messenger RNA. RefSeq lists its product as uncharacterized. The record is from RefSeq and is a predicted model, not a curated record. The transcript has 3 exons. The coding region runs from base 156 to 1601 and encodes 481 amino acids. NCBI's taxonomy places the organism in Eukaryota, Fungi, Ascomycota, Dothideomycetes, Pleosporales, Didymellaceae. Gene Ontology annotation, cellular component: membrane.